UGACUAAAUUACGGUUGACCUAUUAAUGAAUAUUAUCCCAGGCCUUGAACCCUCACCCAGCCCCUGAACGGAACUGGGCAGCGCUGGGUGACAUCACUUCAUGGCCCAAGAGCCAGGCUGAAACAUUAACCUUGUACCACCUGGCCUCACCAAGACCAGGGAGGGUUUGGAAACUGAACUCGGUGGCCACCCUCCCUCAGAAGCAGCCCGGAUCCAGGAGGCAGCCCUGGGGCAGAGAUGGAAGGCAGCUCCCUCAGGGACUUGCUCCAGUACCCACGCCUCCUUCAAAUGAUGCUUGUCCUGGGAAUUGGUGGAUCGCUCCAGCUUGGCUUUCAAGCCUCUAUGAUCACCUACGCCUCAGUGCAUGUGAAAACAUUGAUCAAUGAGACCUCGCUGGAACGGUCUGGCCUCCCAGUGGCCCCCAGAACCCUGACCCUGCUCUGGUCCUUGAUUGUGUCCAUCUUUGGUCUGGGGGGGCUCCUGGGCUCUAUGGCCAGUGGACGCUUGACCACAAAAUAUGGAAAGAAGAGCUGCCUCCUGGGCAACAACCUGCUGAUGGUGGCCAGCGCCUUCCUCCUGGGCCUCAGCAAGGCGGCCAAGUCCUACGAGAUGCUCCUGGCGGGCCGCUUCCUGUGUGGCCUCAGUGCAGGCAUGUGCGCUCUUCUCCACUCGCAGUACCUCGGGGAAGUCUCUCCCAAGAGGCUCCGCGGCUGUUCGAGUUCCACGGCCUCCAUCUUCUGGAGCCUGGGCAAAGUCAUGGGCCAAGUCUUGGGACAAAGUGAGCUCCUAGGAAGUGCCAGAUGGUGGCCCCUCCUGAUGGCCUUCGGUGGCAUUGCUGCCACGAUCCAGCUGCUCACACUGCCCUUCUUCCCGGAGUCGCCACCUCAUCUGUUCUUGAACAAAGGAGACGAAGAAGGAUGCUUGAAAGCCAUGAAGAGCCUUUGGGGGGAAAAGCACCACCACCAAGAGGAGCUGGAGGACCUGAGGAAAGAGCAGGCGGCCCAGCAGAGCUCCCGGAGCAGAGGCAUCCUGGAGGUGGCCAAGGAGCCCUCCCUGCGCUGGCAGAUGUACAUCCUGCUUCUCUCUGGGGUGACCCUGCAGCUGAGCGGCAUCCAGGCAGUUGAGUUGGGUCGGCCCUUUGCUCCGCCGGAAAAGGCGCUUCUGGCAGGGAAAACCAGAGGGGAGCUGUGGGGAAAACCAAACCUUUCUCUCUUGUGGUCCCACUUGCCCUGCCUGGAGUCGGUGCCUUCUCCCUUGGGCCCGUUUGUCCAUCCAAGAGCCAAUGAUCACCUGCUCUCUUGUCCGAUUUCAGAAGCUAUGCCGGGUAGCCACCUGGAAAGGCCGGGGAUCUCUAGGCCAGGCCAGGAAAGGGCCCGUCUGGUCCCCUGGGGAGCAGCUGUGGCUGCCCGUCGAAGUGGACUUCCCUGCCCAGGGUGGGCCACUCGGGGUGCCCAGGACGGCUCAUCGGUCAGCUGGCCAAGCUCCGGACUUGGGCUUUCGCCUGCCACACUCUGUCCCUGGAGUGGUCCCCAUUUUCCAGGGUUUCUUCCUCUUUUUCCCCCCCAGAUCUACGCCUACACCUUUGAAGUGCUGAGCACUGCAGGAUUCCACCCGGACGACAUCCCCUACCUGUCCUUAGGGGUCAGCACCAGCGAACUCUUCUCUGCUGUCCUCUGCACCUUCAUCAUUGAGCGCUCAGGAAGAAAGGUGCUACUCUGGGGGGGCUAUGGGCUGAUGGCCACGGUCCUGGCCCUCCUCACCCUGACCCUCUCCCUCCAGCACAGGUUCUUCUGGAUGCCAUAUUGCAGCCUCUCCCUGAUUUUCUGGUUUGUGAUUUGCUUCGGAUUGGGGCCAGCUGGUGCCAUGUCCUCUGUUCGGAUGGAAAUCUUUGACCAAACCUCCAGAGCCUCUGCAUUUGUGAUCUCUGGAAUCCUGAACUGGAUUGGCUUCUUUGUGAUGGGAAUGGCGUUCCCGUUUAUUGUGGAAAGCUUCCAGCAGUUCAGCUUCCUGAUCUUCAUGGGAGCCCUUUAUGCUUCUGGACUUCUUUUCUACCUCUUCCUGCCUGAGACCAAACAAAAAUCCAUCCUGGAAAUCCAAGAAGAGUUCAAUAAACUUAAUUUUAAGACCAAACGGGUAGUUAUAAUAGAAACAAGCGUGGUAGAAAAGCAAGCCUUCUGCACCAAAUUGUAACGGGUCACAGCUAGAUUUCCAGACCCAGGAAGGAACUUGUCGGCUGUGCCAGUCUUUCCAAACGGGUUCCACGCCCAGCUUUGCCACGCUGAGAGGCAACCUGUGCCUGGAGAUGGGCAGAGGGGUGGAGUGAGGAGCAGGACCCUGUUCAAAACAGCCCUGGAUCCCUCUGGUGCAAAGACACAAUGUGCUCCUGGAAAAGAUGAUGAGGACAACAACCACAAGGACAAGAAAGAGUCUGGAGACUCACAAAGUUUUGUUUGCCUUUAAACUUACCUUUAGAGCUUUCCUUGGGAGGGAGACCUUCCAUCCCGCUCAACCCCCUGGUCCCCCCCCCCUUGCACAGAGGCGGUCUGCAGAGCCGUAUGCAGAUCCCACCACAAUUGUCCGAGAUUAGGCAGGGGAUAUGAUAUGGGUCCUGCUCCUGCGUAAGUGCCCCUUCAGUCUCUGCUCCCUCAGGCGUGCAGGGAGGGGGAAAUAAUCCAGCCCCCCCCCUCCAUGCUCUCUCUGACACCAGCAGAGUCUUUUAAGAAUGAUUUGGUGUUGCUUUGCCUGUUUAAAAGCCAUUUAAAAACAUGGAUGUACAUUCAAGCCUUCCCUCCGGUCAUUUCUUGAUUUUAUUCUCUCACUCUUUUUAUUUAUUUCCUCUUCAUUUUGUAUUGUAAUUUCCUGUUGGAUGUUUUAUGUAGUAUUCUUGGUUUGAAUGUUUUAUGUUAUAUUGUAAGCUGCCUAGAGUGGUUGUAUAGACCAGAGGGGCAGGGUAUAAAUCAAAUAAAUAAAUAAAUAAAUUGACAGCAUUGCCUGGUGUUGAUGCCGCCAAAGAAAGAAGCCUUCGGAAAUACAGCAC
Molecule: messenger RNA, 3037 nt
Organism: Pogona vitticeps (central bearded dragon)
Lineage: Eukaryota; Metazoa; Chordata; Lepidosauria; Squamata; Agamidae
Source: RefSeq, a predicted model, not a curated record